Chara braunii is the source of this 1439-nucleotide messenger RNA. The record is from the annotation of a GenBank genome assembly. Lineage: Eukaryota; Viridiplantae; Streptophyta; Charophyceae; Charales; Characeae.
UGAACAGUGAAAGUGUGCUCUAGUCGACGAAAGCGUAACAGUGGAUAGACAUACGCUUCAUUGAAGGAUUGGAUGUCGAAUCCGGAGAGGUACGAGCGUAGCAGAGAUGUGCGAGGCAUGGAUGAUCGGGCGCAGGAUGACCGAGAGCGGGAUGACCGUGCCGAGGAUCGUGAUCGUGGCGAUCGAAGACGAGGACCGAUAUGCUUUAAUUGCAACGAGAUAGGGCACUAUGGUAAUCAGUGCCCGCGGCCUAGGAGGUAUGGGGGCAUGGCGCGCCCGUCAACAUCCACGGAUUCCCUGAGGUCAAGGUCCCCACGACGCGGGGAUUGGAGACGGGAACCAGCCGCGCAGCUGGAUCGGGGGGUGACCCAGCAAAUCAGUGAGCUGGGUAGGAGUGUCGCGGCAAUGAAGCAACACUUCGAGGAGGAAUGGAUGCGUGAGGAGAAUCGUUUAAGGCGGAAGCAGGAAAAGGAGGAGGAGAAGCGACGAGAAGAGGAGAUGCGGAUCCGUGAAGAGGAGGAAAGGGUUAUCCAAGAAAAGAAGGCUAGGAAGAAGAAGGAAAGACGAAGGAAGGAAGCGGAGAGCCGCACGGAAUUGAAGAAGGAUUUGAGUAUGCAAAUGGUGAUGCAGCUUAGCGAGUUGGAGGAUAAGUUUGGGCAUCGCAUGAAGCAAGCGAUAACCGGGACAGGUAAGCUGCCUAACGAAAAGGGUAAGGAGGUGAAGCGUGGGCCGGCGUGCAGCGGUAGUGGCAGUGAAAGCGAGGCGAGUAUCACCCAGGACUUGAGUGCGAGAACCACCGACUUGGUUAUUUCUGAGAAGCGUAAGCGAGGUCCGGACAGAGUUAUUGGGAAUAGUCCUCCGAUGGAAUCACCAGCAAAACGGACACCAAAAUCAAGACGGAAGCAGGCAACAUUUACUAGAAGACUGACGCGAGCACGAGCAAAGAUGGUGAAGUCGCCUGGAUCAGCGAAACGGAAGACUCCGGUGCGCACUCCUCUGUUGGCACGUAAGAAGAAGGUGACGCCGCUUGACACUGGGAUCGGAACUCCGGACUUGAAGGGAUCGUUGGCGCGUUACAAGUACCGCAACAUAAUGAUGCAGGAGCUGAAGCUGCUGGACGCCAGUGAACUGCAGCGUAUUUGCCGGGAGGAAGGGGUGCCGUACGAUGGUAAGGUGGAUGAGAUAUUUGAUAUCACUGACCAUCGCACGUACCUGAAGUUGGAGAUCGAGGAGGUACCUGAGCUGCAACCCGAAGCCAUCAAUAUUGAAGACUCGGAAGUUGUCGGACCGAAUGAAGGGAGCGAUGCAAUAAACAAAUGGGACCUACGAGUGCCUCAGCUGUGGGUUGUCUGUUGAUUUCUUGCAAAGUGGCGGUGUAGCACUGAUCAGCUUGAUAGUCGGAUUGAUGCCCUGUUUGUAACUGUAUUUCUGCUUUUAGC